AACGCGUCAGAUUCAAUGCUCACUUCAAUGCUAGGUUCAGAAGUAGUUGCGGCUUGGGCUGUUGGGCAAGCGAAGGAACAUGAACAGUGCUCAACAGGUUUAAUGACAUGCCAGGCCCGAGCUUUACUCCCCAACCAUCCCCAUAUCCAAAUCCAAAUCCAUUCAGUUCUUCUUCCGGAUUUCCGAUUUCUGCCGGGCGCCCAAAAUUUCUUCGCAUGGUGCUGUCCCCGGAGAUUUCCACCAUAGCUAGUCUGGAGGAGACGAGCGGCCCAUGGAAUUCCUUGGCGACGCUGAACUAUCAGGGUGCGCACAAAGCCUUGUUCCGCCACCCUCUGCUGAAUCAAGGAGGACCGUCGGCGAGAUAGACCAAAAUGGCUCGGUGUCAUCUGGAUUUAUGUCCAGGCUAGGGGUGCUAGAGAGAAUCGGGUGCUCCAUCGGAGAAGCAUGUUCAGGUCCCGAUACGUGCUGCAAGAGCGGUGGUGCUCGAGAGCUCUGGCGCCCAAGGAUCCGCCUCAUCUCAGGCUAGUGCAGAUGACGCUGUUGUGGGGGAUUCGGGAGGCAAAGAUGAGGUCGCUGAGGCAACAUCUGGAUGGACUAAAAGGGUGAGAAUAGGGAGGGCUGCCACUGAAAGGGAGUUCAAUCCAAAUAGGAAAAGUGCUCUGGAAAUAUCCGUUAGAGAAUUUGUUGAGCGCAAGGAGGGAGUUGUAAUUAACCCAACUGUUGGCAAAUCGUUUGAUUCACUGGACGAGGCUUACGAAUUCUACAACCUAUAUUCGUGGGAAAGCGGAUUCGGUGUUAGGUUCGCAAAGAGUCGUUUGAACGUUCACUGAAUGAAGUGCAUGCAGGAAAUCGUUUGUGCCUGCGCGGGGAAGCCCGUUAAAGAAAACAGCAGGUCCACCAGGUGCGAGUGUACAGCGAUGAUCAGAUUGUUGAGGUCGUCCGACAAUGGAUGGUACAUAUGCGAGCACCGUACAGUUCACAACCACCGGGUGUCCCUGACUUGCGGAGAGAAGUUGCAUUGGAAAUCUCAUAGGCACAUCGACAGGUACACUCGAAAUCUGGUGCAACAGCUCAGGGAGAAUAAUGUUAGCCUUAGCAAAGUGUACAGUAUUGUUGGAAGUUUUUUUUGGCACAUUGGAGAAUGUACCAUUCACCAAGAGGGCUUUGCGCACUUUGUGUGGCAAGUUGAGCAGGGAGCAAUCGGACAACGAUGCAACCAAGACAGAGUAAAUAAUCACUUCCAGAGUAUUAUAUUUGGUGGUUUCAUGAUGAGGGACGAGAAGGUCGAAAGUUUCAAAUGGGUGUUCAAGGAAUUUAUCAGAAUGUUUGGUGGGAAGCCUCCACUAACUAUACUAACAGACCAAGCUCGCGCUAUUGAGUUGGCGAUUAUUGAUGAACUGCCUCACACAACUCACCGGUGGUGCAAGUGGCACGUUCUUCGGAAGGCUAAGGAGAGCCUUGGAGUACUGUAUGGCAAGAAAUCAGAGUUCAAGACGGACUUCCACAUGCUUGUUCACCAUGUUUUGACGGUAGAAGAAUUUGAAACUGGGUGGGGUGAUAUGCUAACAAAGUAUGGUUUGCAGAAGCAUCCAUUCCUGACCCAGGUCUAUGAAGUGCGGAAGAAGUGGGCCAAGCCUUACUUCAUGGGAGUGUUCUGUGCGAAGAUGACCAGUACACAGAGGAGUGAAAGUGCCAAUCACCUACUGAAGGGAUACAUCCCACCUGGUUGCCCAAUGCAUCUAUUUGUUAAGCAGUUCGAGAAGAUACAGUUUGAUCGCGAGUCUGAGGAGAGUUAUCAGGAAAAGAGGACAUCAAUAGCAGGAAUUGUUCUGAAGGGGAACUUUCCCCUUGAAUGGCAUGCAAGCAGAAUUUACACCAGAACUAUGUUUGAGCAGUUUGGAGACGAGUUGUACAAAUCCGGCUCUUAUGACAUCGAGGAAGUUGUUCCACACAAAAUUUAUUUUGCACACCAUGUUGACUCGGCAUCAAGAGAGAAAUGGUGCAGAGUUACCUUCAAGGUAGAAACAAACGAGACGAAGGAUGAAUUCCUAUGUGAGUGUGGGUUCUUUGCCCACUCUGGGAUGCUUUGCUGCCAUGCGAUCAAGGUUAUACUACAUCUCCGCCUUGGUGAGAUCCCAGCGAAACAUGUUGUCAAGCGUUGGACUAGGGAUGCGCGGGACAUACUCCCUGAGGAUCUAGUAAUGUAUCAAAACGAUCAAGGGCGGCCCAAAUCAGAUACGACAAGACACACCAAGCUUUAUUUAUCUGCACUAGAGCUUGUUCAAAUGGGUGAUGCAAAUGUACAGUCUUAUGAAGCAGCCAUGUUACUGCUGCAACAAGCUAAAGCAAAGCUGGCACCGACCUCUGCUGAACAAGAUGGUAUGGGUGUUGCAGAUAGGGAAGCUGCAGCACUAGCUGAUAGAGUGGAAGGCGGUGAGUUAGAUGGAGACGACGGCGUCAUCUCUUCAAUCAGCGCCCCAAAACGGAAGAGAACAAUGGGAAGGCCAACCACAAGCCGGGACAAGCCGCCUUAUGAGAAGCCCGUGAAACAGUCUAGAUUCUGUAAAAUUUGUCGAAAGGAAGGUCAUAAGAGCACCACUUGUCCUGACCGCGGCGACCUCUCAAAACCUCCCAGGAAAGCUCCCAAGUGUUCAAAUUGUGGUGUGCUUGGUCACAGGAGAAGUAGCUGUGGCAAGGAAAUACUGUAGACACGAUUGAAUUGUUUCACUUGAGCCAGGAUAUUUCCUCCCUUGUUGAAUACUAGUACAACUAAAUAUUGUGUACGGUACUAUUAAGUCAAUUAUUAGUUGACAGUGUGUUGGUGCGCCUAGUAUCAACUUAUGAUAUGAUGAUUAGAAUUAUAGAUCGUCAGUUAAGAAUCUAUAAACAUAUGUCUGGUUCGUUGUCAUGAUGAUAGUUAUUGAGAUUGAGGUCGA
Molecule: messenger RNA, 2936 nt
Organism: Triticum urartu
Lineage: Eukaryota; Viridiplantae; Streptophyta; Magnoliopsida; Poales; Poaceae
Source: RefSeq, a predicted model, not a curated record